Molecule: messenger RNA, 1962 nt
Organism: Thalassophryne amazonica
Lineage: Eukaryota; Metazoa; Chordata; Actinopteri; Batrachoidiformes; Batrachoididae
Exons: 7
Coding region: 86-1147 (353 amino acids)
Biological process (GO): N-acylphosphatidylethanolamine metabolic process
Cellular component (GO): cytoplasm
Molecular function (GO): glycerophospholipid phospholipase A1 activity; A2-type glycerophospholipase activity
Source: RefSeq, a predicted model, not a curated record
CUUGCACGUAGCACUCAGCCCAGCCCAGAUUUUCACACACGCACCAAGAGCAGAGUUCGGGUAAGAAACUACGUGGGAGGCAGCCAUGGAUUACCAUGAGCAGGUUGAUGAGAUCGUGUCCACUGCUGAGUUUGGAGACCUGAUCGAGUUCUCCUACCCCGUGGGUUUCUCGCACUGGGGCGUCUAUGACGGAGACGGAUGUGUUGUCCAUUUUGCUGUUGCAGAUGAGGGCCGGGUGAUGGGCACCGUACGUAGUCACCUGCAAUCCAUCGCCCCUGUAUGUGGAGACCUUCUUCUCGGAGCAACCAGAAUCCGCAGGAUGCCUCUUGGGGAGAUAAAUGUCCCGAAAGGAGCCCACAUCUUGAUCAGUAACAACCGACACGCCUUCAUGCCAUCAUCACCAGAAGCUAUGAAACAGCGCCGUGAUGCCCUUCUGGAUGAGAAGCUGCCGUACCGACUGUUCACUCUCAACUGUGAGCACUUCGCCACGUUUGUACGAUAUGGAAAAGCUGUGUGCAACCAGAUCGUUGGAAAAGCAAAGAAUGCAGAGUGUGUCGAUGCAACAAAGACAUUUCAGGACAUUGUUUCUUCCAAAUGCAAGGAGUCAUCUUUCGAUAACCUCCAGCAGGUUGAUAACAUUAUGUCCACUGCUGAAUUUGGUGACCUGGUUGAGUUUUCCUUCCCCAUCGGGUUUUCACACUGGGCUGUUUAUGAUGGAGAUGGAUGUGUUGUCCAGUUUGCUGUUGCAGAGGAGGGCCAGCUGAUAGGCACCGUACGUAAUCACGUGCAGUCCAUCGCCUCUGUAUGUGGAGACCUUUUUCUCGGAGCAACCAGAAUCCGCAGGAUGCCUCUUGGGGAGGUAAAUGUCCCGACAGGAACCCACAUCUUGAUCAGUAACAAUCGACACGCCUUCACGCCAUCACCACCAGAAGCUAUGAAACGGCGCCGUGACGCCCUUCUGGAUGAGAAGCUGCCGUACCGACUGUUCACUCUCAACUGCGAGCACUUCGCCACAUUUGUACGAUAUGGAAAAGCUGUGUGUAACCAGAUUCCAGGAAGACUGAAGAAUUUGGAAUGUGAAGAGGCAACCAAAGUUUUUGAAGACAUUGUUGCCAAAAAGGAUAUUUCUGAAGAACUUUGCACAUGAUCAUUUUGACUGUGUCAGUUCCAAGAGAAAAAUAGAUCAGUUGGUUUUGAAGUGAUUUAAAUACCUCUUAAUCAGUGUAUCAAACUAUAAUGAUCACAGCGUACAAGUGUACAGUCUGUAUGUGGCAACCCCCCCCCCCGGUCUCACACACACACACACACACACACACACACAGCGCAGAUUUUUGCUUGUCAACUUAAUGAUAAAUUCAUUCACACGGUCAUCAUUUCUUUGAGAACUGGAACAUUUGUUUUAGUGGCCACCAGAGGGCAGAUAUCACAUGAUACUUUACAAUUUAAAAUGGUGAAAGAGUUUCAGUUAAAUUUUGCUGCUUUGCAACCGCGUGUGCUGGGUGCAGACGGGUGUGCUGCGUGCAGACUGGUGUGCUGGGUGCAGAUCGGUGUGCUGAGUGCAGACGGGUGUGCUGCGUGCAGACUGGUGUGCUGAGUGCAGCCGGGUGUGCUGAAUGCAGACGGGUGUGCUGGGUGCAGACGAGUCGUGUUUACAGUCUCUAUUAGUCAGGGGAGUUUUGCGCUUCAAAUGUAUCAACCAAUCAGAGCGCGUCCCUUUACAGUGCACCAGGUGCACAGCCAUGAGGUGCUGAGGAUUUGUGGCUCGUUAACAGGUGACGUUCUCUGAGGUGAGAUGAAGCAGUACAGCAGCAAAGUGAGGCUUUUUUUUUCACUUUCAUUGUGUGUUUUGGGGCGUAGAGUAUCACCUGUCAGGGAAAAGGGGCAGAGACUGUGUUGUAUUUAUCAUGUUGCUGGUUUCACAGAAAGCUUGUAGAUUAAAUCUUUUAGUCAUUGUACCUCAGA